This is a messenger RNA of Pogona vitticeps (central bearded dragon), 1849 nucleotides long. The record is from RefSeq and is a predicted model, not a curated record. NCBI's taxonomy places the organism in Eukaryota, Metazoa, Chordata, Lepidosauria, Squamata, Agamidae.
CAGUUGAGAGGAAGGUCCCUUUAAGAAAUUCUCACAGCUACCAGGGAGUAUAAAUUACCUUGAUUUCUGGGAAUGAUUUACAGCAGAGAACCAACAUAUUGAUAAGAGGACAGUAGCAUGUGGAAUUGAACUAUAUUGAAUUAUAUUCCAAGGAAAAUGCACCUGUUCUACAACCUCCACCAUACCCAGGAACAGAACCAGCUCCACAUUAUCCACCUCCGGUUUCCCAAGUGCCAUAUGGAUCUACUGGAUAUAUGUCUGGACCAGUUGUUACAACACAACCUGCUUUUGCUUACCAGUAUCACCCAGCAUCCUCUGGACUUGUCCCAUUACAAAGCCAGCCCGCUGCACCCGUAGUUUGGAUGCCAGCUCCACCUGUACCUCCCAAAUGCCCCCCUGGAUUGGAGUAUUUAACCCAGAUUGAUCGGAUAGUAGUAGAACAGCAGAUGGACCUUUUGGAAGCAUUAAGUCGCUUUGAGACAUUAAACCGAUAUGAAAUCAGAAACUCUCUGGGGCAGAGGAUUUACUUUGCACAGGAAGAAAAUGAUGAGUACAGCCUGCAAUGCCAUGGGAGCUUGCGAGGAUUCGUCAUAAAGCUCUUUGACAGUACAAACCAGCCAGUCAUGCAGUUGUCCAGAGAAUGCCGGUGUGACAUUUGCUGCUGCCCUUGUAUUUGCUGCCUGCAGGAGCUUGAAGUUCAGGCCCCUUUAGGCACAGUCAUUGGCUACGUGAAGCAGAAGUGGCACCCCUGUCUCCCUAAAUUUGACCUCCAAAAUGAAACCAGAGAAAGCCUACUGAAAAUGAAGGGCCCAUGUGUUCCAUGCCAGUGUUAUCGGGAUGUCCAUUUUGAGGUGAAACCACUAGAUGAGACUGCUACAAUUGGCAUUGUAACUAAACAAUGGACUGGAAUGGCAAGGGAAGCUAUUGGAUCUGCCAGCCUCUUUGGAAUCCAGUUCCCACUGGAUCUUGACGUGAAAAUGAAAGCCCUCGUGCUUGGGACUUGCAUCCUCCUGGAUUUCAUGUUCUUUGAUCACCGAGCACCACGUCGAGACAAUAAUAGCUAACACCGUUGACUCCUGCAUCUUGCUGGCUUCAGAAAAAAAUAUUCCUGUUGAAUCUGAUUUUGCUUGGCUGACUAGAAUUUUCAAGCUAUCUGAUAAAAGUGAUUUUUGAUAAAUAAAACAAAAGAAAAGCCCAGCAAAUCAUGGCUGCAGCUCUGUCACUAGGUGCAAUACAAUUGCAUUUAUGGAGAUUGGUAAGAAUGAGUAAUGUAUUAAACAUAAACUGAGAAUAUGGUUGCACUAUGAAAAUACAUUGGCAGAUGGAUGAAAGUUUUUGAAAAUAUUUCGAAGUCACAUGGUAGUCAUGUGGUUUUGGAGUUGGAGUGUGCAUUCUCCUGGGAAAACUUUCAAUCCAUUUUAAACUGUGUUUUAUAAUGGUGGAGGGGACAACAUGGGAAUUUAGAAUUGUUAUAUAUGAGGCUUUGUUCUGCACCUUCCUGCUCUCAUGCUGGCUGUCUCCCACUGCUGCUGUAUAUUUUUUUUAAAAAAAUUUCUUUCCAAGUCUGGUGAUAGUCUUAUAUGACAUGCCGGGUGGAGGGGGGACAGAUUGGAAAUGCAAGCUUUCACUGGAACCCAAGACAUUUGCAUGGGGACAGACAAACAUUUUACUCCUAGCAGAGAGAAAAAGGGUUGUUGUGGGAAAUUGUUCCCUCCUUUCAGGAAUUUGUCUAACCACUUAAAAACCUUGAUGCAGAAAGGAAAUGUAUUUGUAUUAUAUGCAUGUUUUCUAGUCAUAAUUAAUUAUUCAUAUAUACAAUAAAGUGAAGUGAAUAGCAUGUUCCCUACAA